Molecule: messenger RNA, 2574 nt
Organism: Colletotrichum higginsianum IMI 349063
Lineage: Eukaryota; Fungi; Ascomycota; Sordariomycetes; Glomerellales; Glomerellaceae
Product: CDC45-like protein
Exons: 3
Coding region: 1-2574 (857 amino acids)
Biological process (GO): double-strand break repair via break-induced replication; DNA replication initiation; mitotic DNA replication preinitiation complex assembly
Cellular component (GO): DNA replication preinitiation complex
Molecular function (GO): single-stranded DNA binding; chromatin binding; DNA replication origin binding
Source: RefSeq, a predicted model, not a curated record
AUGUAUCUUCCACGGGCACUCAUAUCCAAACUCUAUCUCCACCUACAAAAUACGCGACACCCUCUCUCCCCCCCAGUCCUCGUCCUUGUCGCGCUCGAGCCCGACGCUCUCUGCGCAUGCCGAAUCCUGACCCGCCUACUGAAGCACGACUAUAUUCCCCAUAAGAUCCAGCCUGUCUCCGGAUAUGCCGACCUCGAUCGCGCCGGCCGGAACCUGGUUCAACCCAUGAUGGAGACCCAAGGAGGCAGCGGAGGAGUGGUUGUUUGCCUUGGUGUCGGUGGCAUGGUCGACCUGGGAAGUUUGCUGGGACUGGAACCAGAGGGGGAAGAGUUGACAUUUGGUGGUGUUGAAGUUUGGGUCAUGGACUCUCAUCGUCCGUGGAACUUGGGUAAUGUCUUUGGUGGCUUUCCCCUUGAGCCCGUUGUCGAGGAGGGCGCCAGCCUACGGUCAAGAUGCCCCGCAGGCGUAACGGCGGGUCGCAUUGACCGCACAUACCAACCUGGAAAAGGCGGCAUCGUCGUAUUUGAUGAUGGCGACAUCGAAGACGACCUGACUGCGGAAAAGGAAGCGUAUCUGGCCUUGCUCGAUAUGCCCGAGGUUGAUGACGACGGCGAUGAUUUGGGAGACAAUGACGAUGCCGACGACGAGGAUCUGUUCGAAGAAUCUGCACAUGCCGGUCAAAAGAGGAAAAGCUGGUCCGAUCCUGACGAAGAGGACGAGUCUAGCGACACAGAUGAUCGGCCGCACCAACGAAGAAGAAGCAAUUCUUCAUCUUCGAUACCCUCAUCGCCACAACGGCCAGCUCAUAGAGGGCUGGUCUCGCUGCGGGAUGCCGGUAUGGUUCUCUCCAGUGACCCUCUGGAACCUCCAUCUGCUGCUCAACCACCGCCCGCACCAUCUGCCAAAGUGUUGCGACGUCGCCUGCUGCGGCUGCGAAGAGAGAAGGAAGAUAUUCUCCGCAAGUAUUACAAGAUUGGCGCCUCCUUCUCCGAGCCAAUUUCUUCGAUGAUGUACUCAUUGGCCUCAGAGCUUGGCCGAGAAGACAACGACUUACUAUGGCUCACCAUUGUUGGUGUCACCUCAAUGGAGCUUUACGGCAGAUCCUCUGCAGGUAUUGCGGUCCCAGUUCGCAACUCUGACAGGGGUCAAGGAAACGGAUGGAUGGGAGUCCGAGGUGCCCGUAUCCGCCAACUGCUACGAGACGAAGUCCGGCGUCUCAACCCCCCUGAAGUCACCAAUGGUCGCGCGUCGACCGCCGAGAGCUCAGGCCUCAUCCCCACUACGGCUCGUAGUCCUGAAGACACAAGCAUUAGACUAUCACCGGAGCCCAAGUUCCUCCUGAUCAGACACUGGAGUCUGUACGACAGCAUGCUUCAUUCGCCGUAUCUGUUUGCGCGGCUGAAGACCUGGAGCGAGACGGGUCUGAAGCGACUCCACAAGCUCCUCGCCAAGAUGGGUGUCAGCCUGGUUCAGUGCAAGCAGAGUUACACGCAUAUGGACAUGAUGCUGAAGCGAGAGCUGCGGACGAAGCUGCUCAAGUACGCUUCUCUCUACAACCUGGACGACAUGGUUCCUUCGGUCGACACGGAUGGCAGGGACCGCGCCGGCGCCAAGGACGGCUGGGGAUUCGUCCGCAGUUGGGGCUGGCGAGCAACCCUGAGUGCGCAGGAUGUCGGCGUGGUCAUCGGCGCCCUUCUGGAAGUGGGAAAACAUAACGACGUUGCCGAGCUCACACAAGCGCCCAAGGACUCUCAAUUCGAUGAAGUGGAUGAUGAUGAGGUCGUCGCCGCGCAAGGAGAGGAAUGGGUUGGUCGAUUCUGGGAAGCCUAUGAUGCACUUGAGGACAUUGAUGCCCUCAAAGCAGGACUUCCCACUGCCCAAUUCCUCCAUCGUGCUAUCUACCGCACCGGCACAUCACUCAUCAACAAGAAACAGAUCAAGCACCUGCGAGCAUUCCGUAUGUGCGUGGUCAAAGAAGGACCCGAUGUUCCCGUCUUCGGGCACCCGGCUGCACUCACCAAACUUGCUCUCUGGGUUGGCGAAGCUCUCGUAGAGCAAGAGAAGGACACCACAGGUCGUCUCUCUCACGGAGGUCGCGGAACACCGCUAGUCGUUGCCAGCCUCAACGACAAGCGCGGCGUCUAUCUUGUUGUGGGGACAGGCGGCGGCGGUGGCCCGGACACUACAUUCCUUGACCGCGAGGCCGCCAAAAAGCGGCAAGUGGCCAAGGAAGCGAAAUCUAAGCAGCUUGAGGAGUCGCGGCGCAACAAGAAAAACAUCCGCGAAGAAAAGCGGGCGGCUCGUCGAGCUACUGGUCAGGAGGAUGAGGACGAGGAUGAGCUGGAUACAGAGUCAGAGGCAUCUGGUGGCUCGGACUCGGAAGGUGACGAGGAAGAGGAGGCCAAGGAGAAGGGCUACGGCCUCAACCGCUUUGGAUCGGCGUUCCAGGAAGUUGUGGCUGAGACCAACGCCCGCGUCCGUAUAGACAGCUUCGAGCACUGCGUGGUGGAGGUCAAAAAGGAGGAUCUGGGCGGCUUCUUGGAAAGCCUGAGCAUGAAGACCGUUGUUGGUUGA